CAUGAAACUUGGAACUUGUACUGAGUGGUUAUUCUUUCAUCUUUGGAAAAAGAACCCAAACUCUGGUCAUAGUUGUAAUGGAGUCUUCCUUGCAGAUACUGUUAUUUAUAGAUGGGCAUAACCUUACUUUAGUAAUAUACAUAUUCAUAAUAAAAGGAUAUUUCACAGCGUAGAAUGGAUAAAUAAUUAGAAAAACUAAGGAAAGAGUUUUUAUUGAAUAAGUUGAAUAGGCUUUUUUAUAAGAUAACACUGUUGCUGUUUUACUAACUAGUCAAGUAUUUAUAUUUAACUACUUUAGGCAUAAUCUAAAUAAUAAGAAAUAAUCAAUUUUGAAUACUUUGAUAAAGAGAACUUUGGUAAAUUCUUAUAUUAAAGAGAAAAGGAAUUAAAUUCCAUUCUUUAAAAGUAAACCAUUUUACUCAAAAUUUAGGUUCAUCUAUCCUAAAAGUGAUCAUAAUUCUAUGAUUAAAGUAACUUGGUCUCCUCAAUUCUGUCUAAUCAACAGAAAAACUAAUAUCAACAAUAUGAAUGAUUAUAAAAAACCAUUAUAUGAACGAGUUAGUACUUUUGAUGGACCUGAAUACUUGUCUGUUUCAGAUUCCAUUAGUUCACCAUUAUUGAGUUCUGAUCUAGAAUAGUUAUGUGUCAAUAUUGUUAAACAUGUUUAAGAAGUCUCAGGUGGAAACAUAUAAAUUAUUAGAAUGGUUUUAUAUUUCAAAGUUGAUUAAGAUAAUAGAAUCUGGUUGAUGUUUUGUACUGGUAUUAAAGUUAAAGAUAAGUUUUCAACUCAUCCUGAAAAAAAUAGAACAGAUUCACCAUUAUUUAAAAUUAUUAGAAGAGAUCUUGAACCUGUCAUUACAGGUACUGAAAAUGUUCAAAAAGUCGUUAAAUAUAAUAGUGAAGGAUAAAUUGAAGAGCUAUUGUAUUAAAUAGAAAAUGUCUGUUCUAAUUGCGAUUUAUUUGCUUCAGAACUUUAUCAAUUAUAAUUUGAACAAAUUAUUGAAAGCUUCGAAAGAGUAACAAUCAAUUAUAUAUUAAUAGUCAUUAGUAAGUAAUGAAUUCACUAGGCUACCAGAAGAUUUGUAAAAAAUUAAAAUAAAAAAUGAUAAAAAAAGUGAAUUACUUAAAUUGAACUAAAAUAUUAAAACCAGAUCAAAACAAUUUAUACAUAAAGGUACUAUGGUUCAAAACAUUUAGAUUAUUAAUUGUCCAAUUAUUUUGAAUAAUAAUCAAAUUAAUAAAUUUCUGGUACUUAAAGUCAAUAAGAAAUUUUGGUUGAGAAAUAUAAACUUGUAAAUAAUUAAAAAACUUAUGAUUAAGUUCAUGCUGAAAUUUAAGAACUUUGUCGAUAUUUAGAUGAAGAAUAAGAAGAUUGUAAAUUAAAUUUUAAAACUGUCCCUGCUUUAAUCUUGAAAGUAUGGGGAAAAUUAUCAGAAGAUAAAUAUAAAUUAUUAAAGUUUAAUCCAAGCUGGAGAUAAUUAAAAACUUAAGUUUGUUUGGAUUGCUAUCUCAAAUAUACUGAAUGCUGUAAUCUUACUUAAUUUGAAAGAAAAGUGUAUAAAUAUUCAAUCUAAUUAAAAUUAGUAAGACAGCUGCUCAAAAUUUAAAAAAAAAAGUAGAAGAUUAAUAAGCCAAUAAUAUUCUCUUGCAAAAUACCUUACUUGAGAUUAAUAAAAGCAAUUUUACUUAAAAUUUUCAUUCAUCGUUGCCUCCUGUAAUUGAAUAAAGAACCGUUACAAAUGGUGGAAAAGUAAGUGUAGCUAAAACAGCAAAUACCUAAUAAAGAUCAACAGCUUUAAACACUCCUCCUUAACCACAUCAAAAUACAUUAGAAGCCAUGCCUUAAUUUUUUAACAAAUUUAUGAAUUAAGAAGUUAAACCUAAAAAAGUUCCAACAACUCAAAAAGUAUAUAACUAAUAUUAUUUUAGAUUUACCAAAAUCGAUAAGGAUUGUAAAUGUCUUUAAAUCAUUCAAGUCAAUCAAGAUCAUCUCGUUCUACCUAAGAUUAAUCAAAAAUCUCUUUUGAUUACAUGAUUACAACUGUUUCAUAACUCAAAAAGAAAUUAUAAGAAUUGGAAGACGAAGAAUAAUCGUAAAAAAACUAACAAACUUAAAAAUAACAAAUUUUAUAGGAUUAAUCAGAGUAAGCCUCAUUACUAUAAAACAGUAAAUUAUUUCAAAUGAGAUCCCAACCAAAUCAAUGA
Molecule: messenger RNA, 2205 nt
Organism: Paramecium sonneborni
Lineage: Eukaryota; Ciliophora; Oligohymenophorea; Peniculida; Parameciidae
Source: the annotation of a GenBank genome assembly